Molecule: messenger RNA, 2756 nt
Organism: Odontomachus brunneus
Lineage: Eukaryota; Metazoa; Arthropoda; Insecta; Hymenoptera; Formicidae
Gene: asf1
Product: histone chaperone asf1
Exons: 3
Coding region: 502-1098 (198 amino acids)
Biological process (GO): DNA replication-dependent chromatin assembly
Cellular component (GO): nucleus
Molecular function (GO): histone binding
Source: RefSeq, a predicted model, not a curated record
AGAUUCCGCGCGAACACCCGAUUUUUAUUCCUGGGACCAUACGACUCGCCGUCGAUACGCGAAGCUCGCUUCGGAAGCGCGCGACGAGCGAUGUUCAAGUGGUAAACAAACGAGCCCGUCGCAACGCACCGUGAAAAUGCAGCGUUCCACGGGCACACGCGGCUCCGUAAUUCCUAAACGCGAAUUUCUCGGUCGCCCCCGUCUCGACGCGCGUCACGCCGGACACCGGAUGACGAUCGAACAAACAGCUGUCGUCGCCGGCGGUAGGCCGCCGCGGCAUCACCGGAAGCGCUCUUCGGUUAGUUUGCCGCCAAACUAUCCCGUGCGUGCUGCGAUGAAGCUGUUUAUCCCGCGACACGCAGUUCCCCGGUUGCAGAGUGAAUAGUCGCGCGGGACGGUCAGAAGUAGCGCAGUUGCGAGCGGAAUCGUCUCUUCCGUCGAGAUAAGACGUGUCAGCGAUCGUUGAGGAAGGAUCCCAGCCACCUCGGACGUUUCUCUACCAUGGCAAAGGUUCAGCUCGCGAACGUUGCGGUCCUUGACAAUCCGUCGCCGUUUCUGAAUCCGUUCCAGUUCGAGGUCACAUUCGAGUGCAUCGAGGAGCUCAAGGAAGAUCUGGAAUGGAAGAUGAUAUAUGUGGGCAGCGCAGAGUCAGAAGAGUUCGAUCAAGUCUUAGAUACCAUUUAUGUUGGACCGAUUCCAGAAGGAAGACACAUGUUUGUAUUUCAGGCUGAUCCACCAGAUGUAAGUAGGAUUCCAGUAAAUGAUGCUUUGGGUGUAACUGUCGUAUUGCUGACCUGCUCCUACAGAGGCCACGAAUUCGUUCGCGUCGGUUAUUUCAUCAAUAACGAAUAUACGGACGCGGAACUCAGGGAAAAUCCACCCCCACAGCCACAAUUCGAUAAGGUUCAGAGGAAUAUAUUGGGCGAUAAACCGCGCGUUACUAGAUUUAAGAUCAAUUGGGACGAUUGUGCCACUACGACGGCCAGCACUGUCCCCGAGGGCAUGGACGCGCAAGCUCUGGAAGAAACCUCACAGGAUGCGCCCACAUCUACAUUAGGCUUUACAGAAAACACACAAAAUGGCAUGGAAGUGAUGUGAAAGACGAUUUGUUGCUAAUAAAAAUAAGUUCUGUGGGACAGGAUAUACAGUAAAUUGAGGGCUCUUGGCUCCUUGCUAUAACCAUAUUGGAUUAUGAUGUCACAUGCGAGAUGUCGUGCAAACUUCUCUCUUGCAUUCUCCACAAGUUGAAAUAAAUCUGUUGUUUUAUUAUGUCACAGCACACAGUUGCGUUCAAUAGCGAUUGAUAUAAUGCUUAGGAAAUUUAUUUUGGUUGUUUAUUAAGGCUAGUCUCUCGAUGCGGAAUGCUUGAUUCAUAUCGUCAAAAGCAAGAAAACGUAUGAUUGAAAGUUUUGCGUGCUAUUUUUAAAUAAAAACAUUUAUGUGAGAGAAUACUUUAGAUUAUAUGAAUACACUUGUAAAAUACUCUAAAAACAAUCCUCUUUGCUUGACAAUAAAUGAACAGCCGUAAAAUUAACAUCAUUAAUCUGCAACUUUCCUCUUUAACCUAUACUUUCUCAUAAUUUUGUCACAUUAAUUUUACGGCUAUUUAUUGACUGUUAAUAUAUGCUCAAGCAAUCUGAAGUGUUCUUUCAGUCAAAUCUUUUUAUUUGAAAAUACAUGCAAGAAUUUUAACGUACCAUUUCUCACCUAUCGCAGUUACGUUUUAAAAUCGUAGUACUAUCUGUAUCUGUGAAUCGAUUAUUAAUAUAUUUCCUUCGCGUGAACUCAUGAAAUAUUCAUUGACAAAUGCAAUAAAACUUUUCAUUUUUCACUAGUUUACGUGAAGGAAAUAGAUACAUGAUCGAUUCACAGACUAAUGCUAUAACUUUAAAACGUAACUGCAACUGCAUUUAAACGACCUCUAAGGCUCAUGAGUACUCACCGUAGCCAUUUUGAUUGAUGACAUCAGAAGUGAAAAAAUGCAUGUUCAAAAAUCUUACAAAGUCAUAAUAAUAAUAAUAAUAAAGAUAUAUCCAAAAAGACUCUUGCAAUGGAAUUAAGCACACCUCUGAAAUACUCCGAAUAUUUUCUUUUUGUUCUAACAAUCAAUAAAUAAUCGUCAAAUUAACGUGGGAAAAGAUAGAUAAAAAAAGAAAGUUGUAUGUCAUUAAUCGAUUAUAAAUGUUAUAUUUUGGAUGUAUCUUUUUAUUUCGACAUACAUUGUAGGAAUUUUAGAUACGCAUUUCUUCGCUUCUGACGGCAUCAAUCAAGAGUUCCGCGGUGAAUAAUCACAAUAACCUUAAUAGGAAUGUAAUAAGCGUAUAUAUUGGAUUACAUGUAUUAUAAAUACGUAUGCUAGAACUGGUUAAGAAACUUAUGAAACUUACAACAUUUUUGCAUAUCAACCGAGAAUAUUUUUUAUUCAUAUGCGUACUGACGCAACAAUGCAUAUUAACGUAUACGAAUACUAUACAAUCAGAAAUAUCAGUCGAUCAAUGUUUCAGAUGCGAAUGGAAAUGCAUUCUUGUUUCUCAUUAUCGAAAAUCUUGCCACACACACAUGGCUCACUGUAGUUUAUUAUUUACUGUCAGUAUCGAUAAUAUAAUUUUAUCGUUCUACACGAAACGACAAAUAAGGAUUUUUUUUUGUUUCGACUUUACGCGCUUUACUUAUCCAGACCUUGUAACAAUCAAUCAAAAUGUACAACAAUUUAUGAAUGCACGAAUGAGUAAAGAGAGUUGUUGUGACACGUCUUA